AUGAAACAAGACGAUAAGUUAAAGCUCUGGCUCAACGGUACCGGGCGAUGGUUCCUCGAGCCGAACGAAUUCGUCCCUUGGUCCAAUCAAGAUCAAGAUCAAACAAUGUGGCGCACCCUUUUCUGUCCCAGUGCCCCAGGGACUGGAAAGACGCUCAUGAUUUCCGGUGUGAUUGGCGAAAUCCAAAUCGUCGCAUACGGCACGAUAGUACGAUCAGACUGGCGUAUUUCUACUGCAACUAUCGCGAGAGAUUGA
Messenger RNA from Penicillium roqueforti, 255 nucleotides. RefSeq lists its product as uncharacterized. Lineage: Eukaryota; Fungi; Ascomycota; Eurotiomycetes; Eurotiales; Aspergillaceae. The coding region runs from base 1 to 255 and encodes 84 amino acids. The transcript has a single exon. The record is from RefSeq and is a predicted model, not a curated record.